Molecule: messenger RNA, 570 nt
Organism: Ostertagia ostertagi
Lineage: Eukaryota; Metazoa; Nematoda; Chromadorea; Rhabditida; Trichostrongylidae
Source: the annotation of a GenBank genome assembly
AUGUCUCUGGUUCCAGCUCGAGAUCGUUCUCAACGAGACAUGGGCAACCGGGAGCGGCCCGAAAUGCUUGUACCACAACGCAGCAAUAGUAGCACGGAAAUGCAGCAACAACGGAAGAUGCUUCCGGCAUAUCGGCAGCGAGAAGAUGUACUUCGUGCUAUCAAUGAUCACAAAGUUGUGUUGAUCACGGGUGGCACUGGUUGUGGAAAGACAACGCAGGUGCCACAAUUCUUGCUGGAGCAUGCAUCGGAGAAUAAUCAGCCACUGCGAAUUGUAUGUACUCAACCGCGUCGGCUACCAGCAAUCGCUGUGGCAAAUCGUGUUGCUAGAGAGCGUGGAGAAAGCCUUGGUUCCACUGUCGGCUAUCACAUUCGCCUAGAGCAGAGAACUUCGCCUCAAACUGUCCUCACGUACUGUACAAGUGGUGUUCUGCUGAGAAUGCUAACGCAAGAUGAUGCAGCGCGUGAUAUAUCCCACAUCAUUCUGGAUGAGAUACAUGAGCGGGAACAAAAUACCGAUUACUUGUUGAUAGCGCUGAAACAGGCCUUGAAAAAGCGGAACGAUUUGAAG